CCGCCGCGGGGAGGAGGACGCUGAGGAGGCGCCGAGGAGCGCAGCGGUGCGGGGGAGGCGCCCGCGCAGACGCGGGGCCCAUGGCCAGGACCACCAGCCAGUUGGAUCUCACUUCUGUAGUCCAGGCCAACCUUGAACUCACUGUGUAGCCCAGGCUGGCCUCAAACUCAAGACAAUCCAAGUGCUGGGAUUAUAGUAUGACACCGUUCCCAUCCAGUCCAGCGUGGUGUUAUGUGCCUGCCCAUCCCCAUCAAUGGUGAGGACACAGACCGAGUCUGGCACAGCUCCCAGUGUUCCCAGUGGUGGCAGCAGGCAGGGCCCCACCAUGGAUGGCACCACAGCCGAGUCCCGGCCAAGUGCCAACAACUUGCAGCAUGCUGCCCAGCCUCUACCACAGCCUCGAAAGAAACGGCCUGAAGACUUCAAGUUUGGAAAAAUUCUUGGCGAGGGUUCUUUUUCGACAGUUGUCCUGGCCCGAGAACUAGCCACCUCUCGAGAAUAUGCUAUUAAAAUUCUGGAGAAACGUCAUAUUAUAAAAGAAAACAAAGUCCCAUAUGUAACCAGAGAGCGAGAUGUGAUGUCACGCCUGGAUCACCCUUUCUUCGUUAAGCUUUACUUCACUUUUCAGGAUGAUGAAAAGCUGUACUUUGGCCUUAGCUAUGCCAAAAAUGGGGAAUUACUUAAAUACAUCCGCAAAAUUGGUUCAUUUGAUGAGACCUGCACUCGAUUUUACACAGCUGAGAUCGUGUCUGCUCUUGAGUACCUGCAUGGCAAGGGCAUCAUUCACAGGGACCUUAAACCAGAAAAUAUUUUGUUAAAUGAAGACAUGCACAUCCAGAUCACAGAUUUUGGAACAGCAAAAGUGUUAUCUCCAGAGAGUAAACAAGCCAGGGCCAACUCAUUUGUGGGAACAGCACAGUAUGUUUCUCCAGAGCUGCUCACAGAGAAGUCAGCCUGUAAGAGUUCAGACCUUUGGGCUCUUGGAUGUAUAAUAUACCAGCUUGUGGCAGGACUCCCACCAUUCCGAGCUGGAAAUGAAUAUCUUAUAUUUCAGAAGAUCAUUAAGUUGGAAUAUGACUUCCCAGAAAAAUUCUUUCCUAAGGCAAGAGACCUCGUGGAAAAACUCUUGGUUUUGGAUUCCACAAAGCGGUUAGGCUGUGAAGAGAUGGAAGGGUACGAACCUCUCAAGGCUCAUUCAUUCUUUGAAUCUAUCACAUGGGAGAAUCUGCACCAGCAGACACCCCCGAAGCUCACAGCUUACUUGCCAGCCAUGUCAGAGGACGACGAGGACUGCUAUGGCAAUUAUGAUAAUCUCCUGAGCCAGUUUGGCUGCAUGCAAGUGUCGUCAUCCUCCUCCUCCCAUUCCCUGUCUGCAGUGGAUGCUGGCCUGCCCCAUAGGUCAGGCAGCAACAUAGAGCAGUACAUCCAUGAUUUGGACACUAACUCUUUUGAACUGGACUUACAGUUUUCUGAAGAUGAGAAGAGGUUAUUAUUGGAGAAGCAGGCCGGUGGAAACCCUUGGCACCAGUUUGUAGAAAAUAAUUUAAUAUUAAAAAUGGGUCCAGUGGAUAAGCGAAAGGGUUUGUUUGCACGAAGACGACAACUGUUGCUCACAGAAGGGCCACAUUUAUAUUAUGUUGAUCCUGUCAACAAGGUCCUAAAAGGUGAAAUUCCGUGGUCACAAGAACUCCGACCAGAAGCCAAGAAUUUUAAAACUUUCUUUGUCCACACGCCUAACAGGACGUAUUACCUGAUGGAUCCAAGUGGGAAUGCUCACAAGUGGUGCAGAAAGAUCCAGGAGGUUUGGAGGCAGCGAUACCAGAGCCACCCAGAUGCUGCUGUGCAGUGACACAGCCUGCGGCCGGGCUGCUCUUUGCUGCCAGGACACCUGCCCCAGUGCGGCUCGGCCGCCACCCAGGACGCUUCCAGACCACCUGCCAGCCAUCUCAAGGAGAACACAGACGGCGGAAACCUUGCAGCUUUUUUAUUUAAAAGAAAAGAAGAAAAAAAAAAUCCAAUCACACAAAGAACAAAACCAAUAACAAACAGAAAUCCAGGGUCACUUUGCUUGUUCUCUGUGCUCUGUGGAAGCUCCCAUAUGCUCUUGUGGUCAGGGAGACCCAGCCCCAUGCACGGCAGCCCCGCUAUCAACCAGACCAAUGGCCAAACUUGGUAUCAUCAGCUCCUCCAAACGUCUGUUGGAGCUAUGCGCCUGCCUCCACCCCUCCUUACCUGCCAUGCACUGCCAAGGGACCUGUUGUGUCAUCCCCCAUCAUCAUCCGUCCCUCUCCCCGCACCAGGAGCCUCUUCACACCUCUGCUGGUUUGGACACCAGCUCUCUGGGCAUAGGCUUCUUAGCUUUGUGCUGUCUUUCUUCCCUGUGUCACUCCUGUAUGCCCCUCAUGUGCCUCCUGGGUUGGCUAUAGUGAUAGAAUAUCUAUGGUCUUUGCUGUCUGGCAGGCAAACUGCUGAGGUAAGGAGCGGGCAGUCUGCAGAAGUGGCAUGUGGAACAGGCUGCCACACAGGGCUCAACUCCCAGGUCCCACUUCCUCACAGUGUAUCCUGGUGGGACUGGAUGCCAAGCCAAACUGACAGGAGAGACACAUUAGCCUAGUUAACACCUAGCUGGGUCUUUUCCUAAGAAGACAAAAUGUUCCCAUGUAUGAGGAUGAGACCAGGAACCAGCCAGAGCAGCCUGGACCGAUGGCCUCCAUGUGGAGGAGUGAGGCCUCAGGUCUUCCUGAGAGUCUGAAAAGGUUUAAGUGUGUUGCUGCCUGCCAAGUGAGAUGUAUGCUGAGACAGAAUCAUUGUGUCUGCUUCCCUGGGGUGCUUCAGUUUCCUGUCUAGCCUCACAUGCCUCUUGUUUCUGUCGUGCCUAAACCCUUCUCAAAGUUAGCUCAGUUUCUGUUUGUGUGUUGAACUAAACACCACCUCACAUUGCCUGGUCACCUGGUCCCAUAGGAUGCACUUAUGAUUGCCUGGGACUCAACAACCCAUUAAAUCUGAGCCUGCCCAGUCUGGUGCGUCUUCUGCCAGUUUUAGGGCCACUUCCCUUUGAUGCUUUAGUGGCAUUGCGCUGCUCUAUAAUACAGCUUAGGACAUGUCAGUCCCUUGUUUUGCUUUAUUAUUCUCAGGAAGAGUGCUCCAGAGUGGCUCAGUUAUACCUCUUCCUGCCUAGGUUGUUCCUGGAAUGGCCAUUAGUCCCUGCCUUUGCAGUCUACCAACAUACAUGCCUCUUACUCCCAUGUCCCCAGGGCUAGAACAACUUUGUCAUUUCUGCAGAUUUUCACAAAGGCACCAGCAAAAGGCCAUCUCCUGUCUCCAGGGACUAUUUAUCACCCAGUUUCCCAAACUGUUUUAAUGAUAAAGAUGACUUUUUUUUAAGCUGGGAAGAGAUACAGAUGUGGGUCUGCUGUUGUGCUGGGGCACAGACACUGGGUGAAAGAAGAGACUCCUCCUUAGGCUUUGCCAGCGAUUUCUGUGUUUUAUGCAAGCAAGCGUGUGUUAGGGCCCUCUUGUCCUUGGGGUACCCCAGGGAGCAGGACCCAAGCCUGACUCAUGACAGUACAGCCAGGGUCCUUCUGUCAUAGGUUUUGGAGAGAUUUGCCCGUGUUAGGUGAGCCUUACCUGGCUAUUUCUUUCUUGGAAAGGCUCGCUUCCCUUGUUGCUGUCUUUUCCCUCAAAAUGUCCAAUAUCUAUGUGUACAGGGGAAGUUUCCUGACUCCUCUUCACACACAAAUGCAGGGAAAGCAGUGCCCCAGAGCACAAGGGACUGAGACUUGCUUGAUAAGAGCACCAGGCUGGCCACAGGAAAGUAAGGUGAGUGUCCUGUUGCCUCUUCGCUCUGGAGAGUGCCACUACCUCUGAGGCUUCACCAACAAGCACUAUCCUAACCUCCAGAGCCACAGAUGAAGGCUCAGAGCUGAAGGCUGAGAUGAUAGCUGUCCCUGGCUGUGCUGUUAGCUGAGCCCUUUUGAAUCAACUUUUUCUUCACUCACAGACCCCCUUUUCUUUGCCCCCCCCCCUUUGGUACCGGGAAUCAAACUCAGGACCCCACGCUUGCCAGGCAGGCACUGUACCACUGAGCUGUACCCCCAGACUUUCCUUGCUUUUAUGUUUAAGGCCCGUGUAGGUUCUUUUCUUGCCCAGACUUAUGUCAAGUUUAGUUUCUCCCAACCUUAGAGCCAUCACCUGGGAUGUAGGUGCCUUAGGUUCUGGGACAGCGAUGUGAAUGACAGUCUACAUGUAUAGACAUAUAUAGACGGAAAUCUAUCCAAAAUGGGGACCUGUCCAAGGUGAGAAAGUGGUGUCCUUUUAAUAGUUCUGGGAGUCAUGCGUCUUACUAAGAAAGGGCAACGAUAAACAUAAAUGCCAUGACAUACCCAGUGUGGUGUCUCUGGCAUAGAGGGGCAAAUGAUGUGGUCAUCAACAGCUCAGAGAGCUCAUUGGGCCCUGCCUAGGAGGGGACACUGAGAAAGUUGAGUUUGGUUGGGUUGUUCCUAUCCUUUUCCUAUGACCCCACCAAGGGCAGUGGGCAACGCUGUAUGGGCCUCUGAGCCUCGUCACCCCAGAGAAUGGCUACUCUUUCUGAAUCAGUUAAAAGUUUGAUUUGGGAACGAUGGCUCGGAGUCAGGCCAAAGUUGGCAGGAAUUUCACUUGGGUAGCUCUCUUGGGUCACCCUGUGUUAGUUGUGGUCCAUACCUGAAGGGAUUGGCAGACAGCUCAAUGGCAUAGACCCUCAGGGUGCCAGUUAAGUGGUUUCCAGUGAUUUUGCACCUUCUUAAAGGUAACAUUGGUUUUCUGAAAAAGUCAACUGUAGGCUUACCACCUAGAGAGCACAGUGGGCAUUUUGAUCCAGAUCCCCACACCCCCUCCAUCCCAGCAUUUGUUUGCUUUUGUAACUAAACUGGGAACAUUUACAUCAUUUUGCAUCAGGCUUUUUAAUUUUGCUAGUUCAUCCUAAGUAUUUUCCCAUGUCAUGAACAGUUCUUCAAACGCAUGUUUUUAAUGAUUGUAGACUAAUGCUUGUAAAUUUUAUCCUAAUUUAUCUGACCAUUUCCUGUUGUAAAACAUUUAUUAGAUGGUUUCUGGUUUUUCACUAUAUAAAUAUUGCUGUGGUGAAUAUCCUUAUUCCCCCUAAAAUACUUGCAAGUGGUAUUUUUGGGUCAAAGACUUUGUUCAUUUCAGAUAUUAUUCCCUUUUGGUCUGAUGCUUAGAUGCUGCAAAUUCAAGUAAUAGAAUCCACUUCUUGGUGUCUUACAGAUACUGAACAAAUCAGUUUUUACUAAGCUGUGUGUUGCAAAGAAUGUUUGAAUAUGAUUGGUCUUUUCUUUAAAAGGCCACAAUGGUGUCAUUACUGCAGCUCUAUUUCUGACAGAUUUUUACAGGAGCCAGUUUCCUUACUUUCACUGCAAGAAUCAUGAGUGCAUGUUCUCUUCCAUCCCUGCUGCUAUGGCUCCCUAGUGCUUGGUGAUGUUUUCAGAAUCUUGUACUUUGUGUCACAAUGGUACUAAAUGCUUCUGCACAGUCAGCAGAGAUAAAUGUUGAACUGACCUUGCCACAUGCUUAGGGGUGAUUUGUAAUUAAGUUUAUACAUUUAGAAAGUACAUUGGACCAUUUGGGAUUCGUAGCAGAGCAAAGGCUCUCCUUGAAAAAGAAACCAUGGAGAUGAUUGGGUUUUACAAAAGUAUGUUUAUGUUUAUCCCUUCCCACUUUCAGGGUCUUUAUGGUUCUGAACAGCAAAAUGACCAUGCCUCUUGCUUCAUCCUUCCUACCCACAAUACUUUAACUCCAGACCACUGAAAUUUGGUUGGGGACCAUUAAUUAUGAGCAAAAAUAUGCAUGAAGGAUUUUGUGGGUAUCAUGCUGACUGCCACUUGAGUCUACCAAAGCUUAUGAUUGAAUUGUACAGAAUUGGGCUGCUUAUCCUCUGGUGUCUCUCCUCUGGGCCCUUGGCUGGUCCACAGACCCAGGGUGAUCAUUGCUAAAUCUUCAGUGGUUGCACCUCUCAUGAGAGUAUGGUAAAGGCACUACGUUCUAGAAGAUGACACUUUACAUCUUUUUCCAUUUUGUUUCAUUGAAAAUCUAACAUGAACUGAUAGUGACUCAGGUAUGCCUGGCUUAUUCUUAGGCAGAACAUACGGCAUGUGCCCUUGAAAACAGCUGGAGCCAUUUUCAGAGCCUCUGAGGGCUGCUGGCUACUGGCCCAAGAUUGUAUGGUUGUAAAUUAAUCUGCCUGUGAAGAAUUGGUCUGGGUAGGAAGUUUCCAGGAAAUAACCCUUAUCAUCAUUGCUGAGGUGGUCAUGGUGGGCAAAUGAAUGAACCAUGAAAAUACCUGAAUUUUCCCUGUAAGUCGUUUUUUCAAUAUGAAGAAACACCACACUGUACAGAGAACUUUUUACAAACAGCAAAUCUUUUACUCAUGUAGCCCACACUAAUCUGUCUGGCUGAAUGACUUCAGGUAAGUUCUUGUGUAGUGAAAGCCUAUAUUUUGACCAUAGUUUGGAUGUUGACAAAUUAAAUAUUACAGUAUUUAGAACUGCUGCAGCUGUUCCAUAACCACAUAAAAAUAGGACAAAUCAGUAGUGUGUUGCUUUUCUUCAGGAUGGUGGCAGUCAGAACAAGUGUAACAUUCUCUACCUGGUCUGUAGCUGUACAGCAAAGCAAAAGUUAAAAAAAAUAAACUUAUGAAAACAAAUAAUGCAAUGAUACUAGGAUAUACACUUUUGUAUUUUUAUUCUUAUAUAAGGUUAUUUGCUGGCUAUUGUUGGCCUCUAGUUCAGUCUGUGUUAUUUAAAUUCUAAUAUAUGAAUUAUUUGGAUUGAAUUCAUGUUCGGGGCCACGCUGUUGUAUGUAUUGAUGUACAGCCUUGAAUGUGAAUAAUUAUUGUAAACUAUAUUUUACAACUUUUUUUCUGGCUUUAUUAUAUAAAUUUUCUAUUUGGUCAUGGUUUAAUCAUAAUUUAAUGAAUCUGUUUGUUCUCUUUUUUCAAGUAUCUGUGCUUUAGAUGUAGUUACCGAAUGAUGAAUUUCACUCGUAUGCUCGGUAAUCUUGUAAUAAAAGCAUGUAGCGUGUUA
Messenger RNA from Cavia porcellus (domestic guinea pig), 7076 nucleotides. It is a transcript of the gene Pdpk1, whose product is annotated as 3-phosphoinositide dependent protein kinase 1. The record is from RefSeq and is a predicted model, not a curated record. Lineage: Eukaryota; Metazoa; Chordata; Mammalia; Rodentia; Caviidae. Gene Ontology annotation, biological process: peptidyl-serine phosphorylation; intracellular signal transduction. The transcript is spliced from 15 exons. Gene Ontology annotation, molecular function: ATP binding; cAMP-dependent protein kinase activity. Bases 254 to 1849 code for a protein of 531 amino acids. Gene Ontology annotation, cellular component: cAMP-dependent protein kinase complex.